Psammomys obesus (fat sand rat) is the source of this 869-nucleotide messenger RNA. It is a transcript of the gene Helt, whose product is annotated as helt bHLH transcription factor. NCBI's taxonomy places the organism in Eukaryota, Metazoa, Chordata, Mammalia, Rodentia, Muridae. Gene Ontology annotation, biological process: regulation of neurogenesis; regulation of transcription by RNA polymerase II; anterior/posterior pattern specification. Gene Ontology annotation, molecular function: DNA-binding transcription factor activity, RNA polymerase II-specific; protein dimerization activity; RNA polymerase II cis-regulatory region sequence-specific DNA binding. The record is from RefSeq and is a predicted model, not a curated record. Gene Ontology annotation, cellular component: nucleus. The transcript has 4 exons. The coding region runs from base 1 to 726 and encodes 241 amino acids.
AUGUCAGACAGGCUCAGGGAACGCAAAAGAACCCCGGUUUCUCAUAAGGUGAUCGAGAAGCGGAGGAGGGACCGCAUCAACCGCUGCCUGAACGAGCUGGGCAAGACAGUGCCCAUGGCCCUGGCCAAACAGAGUUCCGGCAAGCUGGAGAAGGCGGAGAUUCUGGAGAUGACAGUUCAGUACCUCAGAGCUCUGCACUCGGCGGAUUUCCCCCGGGGGAGGGAGAAAGCAGAGCUUUUAGCGGAAUUCGCCAACUACUUCCACUAUGGUUACCACGAGUGCAUGAAGAACCUGGUGCACUACCUCACCACGGUGGAGCGGAUGGAGACCAAGGACAGCAAGUACGCGCGCAUCCUCGCCUUUCUGCAGUCCAAGGCCCGCCUGGGCGCGGAGCCCGCCUUCCCGUCGCUCUCCCUCCCGGAGCCGGAUUUCUCCUAUCCGCUGCCUCCGGCGGGCUCGGAGUUGGCAGGCCACGGCCCCGGCGAGGCCGCUGUGUUCCCGCAGGGCGCUAGCCCGGGGUCAUUCCCCUGGUCGCACGGCGCGGCCCGCAGCCCGGCCCUGCCUUACUUGUCCAGCCCGCCGGUAUCUCUCCCCGGCCCGGCGCAGCAGCACAGCCCGUUCUUGGCUCAGAUGCAGGGCCUGGACCGGCAUUACCUCAAUCUGAUCGGCCAUACUCAUCCCAACCCCCUCAACCUGCACGCGCCCCAACACCCUCCCGUGCUCUGACGCCCACCCAGCGCCUGGAUUACUUGGCGAUUUGGGUGGCGGCUUGAAACACAACCUGUAUAUGCUGUACAUGUGUAAAUAACGGGCCAACAGAAACUGGACGGGAGCGAGCCAAGAGCCAGUUGGCCUAUCCGAAGGACCUC